CCCCCGGUAGCCCCCGGUGGCCAUGAGCGAGCCGGUGGUGGUGGCCAUGGCGGCGUGCGGAGGCUGUGCCUACUGCGCCCGAGCCUCCGAACCGGACCGGGGGGACCCCCAGGACACCCCGAUGCCGUGGCCGCCCCCGUCCACUCUGCCGGACGCGCCCUUCCCCAGCCGGACCCUGGCCGCGGUGGCCGCGGUGGCCGAGGCGCUGCUGGCCCCCGGCUGCUGGGCUCUGGACCGGCUGCUGGCCCUGCAGCCCACCACGGCCCAGCGGGCGCGCUGGCGGCGGCACCGGGCCGGGCGCUGCCUCGCCGUGGGCGCGCGGCUGCUGGCGGCGCCGGCGCUGCUGCUGGCGCUGCUGCUGGCGCUGCCGCCGGCCCUCCUGGGGCUGCUGCUGUGGCUCCCGGCGCAGGCCAAGCGCCGGCCCUUCGUCCACCAGCACGUGGCCACCGCGCCCGCGGCCGAGCCCUGGGACCCGCGGCGAGCCCGCGGCUUCACCUUCCUGACCGCCAACCUGUGCCUGCUGCCCAGCGGCCUGGCUCGCUUCAGCAACCUGGGCGGCACGCGGCGGCGCGCGGCGCUCAUCGCCCGGCUCCUGGCGCCCGGAGCGCCGGCGGAACCUUCCGGGCACCGCCGCGGGCUGCUGGAGCCGCGGCGCGGCCAGGGCGGGGGCUACGGGGGCACGCUCAGCACCGCGGCUCCGGGGCAGCCGGGCGGCGAUUCCAGGGUGGACCCGUGGAUGGUGGCCAGUCCGGCAGCACCGGUGGCCGGCACGAUGCCGUGGCCGGAGAUGCCGAUGGCCAACCCAACACCGAUGACCAACCCUUGGCCAACCGUUGACUCGGUGCCAACGCUGGAGUUGCCGAUGACCAACCCAACCUUGGGACCUACCCCAUCACCAGUGACCAGCCCGGGGCCGGAGCGGCCGAUCCCGCUGCCCGACCCGAUGCCCCCGGUGCUGACCGACCACAUCCCGCCGGACACCGACUUCGUGUGCCUGCAGGAGGUGUUCGAUGCCACCGCGGCCACCACCCUGCGCCGGCGGCUCGGCCACCGCUUCCCGCACGUGCUGUGGGGGGUGGGCCCGGGGGGGCUGCGCUGUGGCCAGCUGCGGGUGCUGGGCAGUGGCCUGGUCCUGGGCAGCCGCUUCCCGCUGCUGGCCGCCCGCUUCCACCCCUUCCCCAACGGCGCCCGCGAGGACGCGCUGGCCAACAAGGGGCUGCUGGUGGCACAGGUGCUGCUGGGGACGGGGCGAGGCCGGCGCGUCGUGGGCUACCUGGGCUGCACCCACCUGCAGGCGCCCGCCCCCGAUGCCACCAUCCGUGACGUGCAGCUGUCCCUGGUGCUCCGGUGGCUCCGGGAGUUCCGGCGGGAGCAGGAGCGGCCUGGGGACCUGGUGGCCUUCGAUGUCUUCUGCGGGGACCUCAACUUCGACAACUGCUCCCAGGGUGACGCCCUGAACCAGCAGCACCCCCUGUUCAAGGAGUUCUGGGACCCCGCGCGCCGCGGAUCGGGCCAGGACCAGCCUUGGGCCAUCGGGACGCUGCUCGACUGCCUCAAGAUCUACGAGGAGCCCGUGUCCACCCCUGAGAAGAUGAGGAGGACGCUGUCCCAGCCCUGGGGACGCGAGCGGUUCCUGGCGGGUCCCAUCCUGUCCUGCGGGGCGCUGGACACGAAGGCCCCGCGGCCGUGGCAGGGCCGGAGAGUGGACAGAGCGCUGCUGCGGAGGGACCCCGCGCUGGCCACCGAGGUCACCGGUUUCUCGGUCAUCACCCAGCUGGCCACUCUGUCUGACCACCUGCCCCUGGCCCUGCGGCUGCGCCUGGGGCCCGCUGACCUCUGACC
Molecule: messenger RNA, 1842 nt
Organism: Vidua macroura (Pin-tailed whydah)
Lineage: Eukaryota; Metazoa; Chordata; Aves; Passeriformes; Viduidae
Product: sphingomyelin phosphodiesterase 5-like
Exons: 9
Coding region: 23-1840 (605 amino acids)
Biological process (GO): sphingomyelin metabolic process
Cellular component (GO): cytoplasm; extracellular region
Molecular function (GO): sphingomyelin phosphodiesterase activity
Source: RefSeq, a predicted model, not a curated record